Molecule: messenger RNA, 963 nt
Organism: Microbotryum saponariae
Lineage: Eukaryota; Fungi; Basidiomycota; Microbotryomycetes; Microbotryales; Microbotryaceae
Source: the annotation of a GenBank genome assembly
AUGGGCACCAUCGCUCUCAACGACGGUAAUACUCGGACUGCUUGCUACAUGACCAGUUCACCCAACGUGCAGCCUGCGACCGACUCUGAUGAAUCGACUCCAAAGACAAAAGAUUCCGAAGUUUGGGUCCCGCCGAUCUAUCACUCAUAUCUUGACGUCUUUGAUGAAGGAGAAGCGGAUAAGCUUCCUCCUCCGUACGACCACACCAUUUCAUUGGACCCCUCGAUCACAGUCCCGGACGGACGCCUCUAUCCCUUGAACCAGUCAGAAUUAAGAACCUUGUCCGAUUACAUUGACGAUCAUCUCAGGAAAAGCCCUAUUGAGCCAUCACAGUCACCUAUUAUCGCAGAAAUGUUCUCGAGUGGUAACUGAUGAUGACCACGACUCAGUCCAAUGAACAGGGACGAGAACAGAGUGGCCAGAGACUAAGGGACAGACUCGCGGAAGGCUAGAAAGUGAAGCGUAAAGCUAAAGCUAAUAAGGAGAGAGAUUAGAGACUAGUAAAGUAGGGAGAUUGAGUGACUAAGGAGAGAAUGACACGCCGCUAGGCUUAAUCCCAAGUACCUUAAUAGGAACAAUAAUCAGAUGAAGGACGGGACAACCCAUAUGACCAUAUACAAACGACACCUAUUGGAGCACCUAUUUUAUUCAUCAAAAAGAAGGACGGCACGAUGCGCCUGUGCGUCGACUACCGUGCCCUACUAAACAGCGCCACAAUCAAGAACCAAUAUCUCUUGCCCCUGAUCGGGGAAUCACUCGAUCGACUCUCCGGUGCCCAAAUUUUUUCGAAAAUCGAUCUUCGUGGUGCCUACAAUCUCAUCCGCACCGCCAAAGCAGACGAAUGGAAAACAGCAUUCCGCACACGUUACGGGCACCUCCACUGCAGGCACUGCGGCGGGGGACAAGAUCGUGACCGAUGCGACCACUACGAUCGGAACACACUGCAAGGAGGAUGCAGUUUAG